AUGUCGACGAGCUCCAGUCAGAUGUGGUGGUACAAGAUCGACCAGCAAGAAGCCCACUUCAUCCAGUUCGACGAGAAUGACAUUGUAGCCACCGUCAAGGAGAAACUCAUCUUUAAAUGUCCCAGCCUGCAAAAGCUGGACCCUGGCCAGAUCACCAUCAGAAAAGCGUCCGGAGAGGCAUUGCCGGUGGGCUCCAAGAUAUCCCAGUUCGUCACUCAAGGCGUUGGCACAGAGCCUGAGACCGCUGUGCUGGUCGCUGAGAAGACGUCAGUUGCGGCAGGUGUAGCCACUCAUGUUGCGCCCACCGCAGCAGCGGUGCGAUUGUCGCUUUCCGAGGAAGCCUUUCGGCAGGUGCAACCAUGGCAGUGGAUCCGGUGCAGAAUCUCAUACAGGUCCACUGAUGCUGGCAUCAAGUCGCGCUUGUGUGACCACAUGCGACAAUACACGCUUGGCACCUUGGGUGGAACCGUGCAACGAAGAGAGGAUGCGACCGUGGUGACCAUUGAAGGCACUUUCGACAAUAUGCCAGCUUCGAGGAUUCGAGUGCCUCGAACAAAGGCAAGGGCAAGGGUAAGCGCAAAGGCGAGGGGAACUUCAACCCUUCGUCGCUGCGCCACUCCCAAUCGCUCAGCCGUUUCAGGGAGUGGGCCGCCGUGCGACACGCACAAGUGA
Symbiodinium sp. CCMP2456 is the source of this 672-nucleotide messenger RNA. The record is from the annotation of a GenBank genome assembly. Lineage: Eukaryota; Dinophyceae; Suessiales; Symbiodiniaceae.